ACAAGCACAACAUUGUUGUAUGUGCUUGUGGUUCUUGUGUUGUUAUUGUGCGACUAAGAGGUUGCUUACUACCGAGUAUACAAAUAUUGUUGACGUAGUUAUUAUACUUUUUUUGUUGUUAUUAUUGUUCAUACUGUGGUUUUUGUUGUUGACUGUGAGAUGUUUGAUUUAAGAUAGUUUCCAAUUAUCUACGUAUUUAUAUACUCGCCCAUCUCCAUCGGCUAGAGAUAUUGGAAUCUGCUUUGUGUACUGUUAUUUAUAAAGUGUGCGCUGCUGGUGUGCCGAUAUUGCUCCGGGUUUCCAAUAACAAGCUCAAGUUUAUAUUAUUUUCGCAUUGCUUUUGACAUUGAAAAAAUAUGCACGCUUGAAGUUCAAAGUUUUGAAGUCCAAGUAAGGUGACUUCAUGGCGAAUAAUCGUGAAUGCAAUUAAAUGAGUGGCAGAAAGAAAAUAAAAUCGAACUGAAGUGUACUGUUCGUACUGUUUGGAUAACGCAUUAAUUAUAAUAAUUAUAGCGUACAUAAAUCAUAAUCCAACGUGAAACAAUUUUAGAAACGAGGCACACAAAAAAAUUUGCGGAGCUGCCACUGUAGGCCGUAUAGUAGGUGCACUUACAGCCAUUAGCCAUGCCUGGAACGGCAAUCCAGAUAAUAAACACAUCGGAGGAGCACACUUUUGUGCUCAACGAAGAUGCAUUGAGCGAAGUGUUAAUGCGCGACGAGGUCAAAGAUCGCUUCGUAUGCGUCGUAUCAGUUGCUGGGGCGUUUCGUAAAGGCAAAAGUUUUUUGCUUGACUUUUUUCUGCGCUACCUAUACUCCAAGUAUGUGCGUCAUGAUGUGGUAACCGAUUGGAUUGGUGAUGAGAACGAACCGCUGACCGGCUUUUCGUGGCGCGGCGGUUCUGAACGUGAUACCACUGGUAUCCUAAUGUGGUCCGAAAUAUUCCUGCACGAUUACCCGAACGGCGAUAAGGUGGCCAUCAUUUUACUCGACACACAGGGUGCAUUCGACAGCCAGAGCACAGUGCGCGAUUGUGCUACCGUUUUUGCGCUCAGCACAAUGGUUUCAUCCGUGCAGAUAUAUAAUUUGUCACAAAACAUACAGGAAGACGAUCUGCAGCAUUUGCAAUUGUUCACAGAAUAUGGUCGCUUAGCAUUGGCCGAUACAGGCAAGAAGCCGUUUCAACGCUUACAGUUUCUGGUGCGCGAUUGGAGUUUUCCAUACGAGGCCGAGUAUGGCGCUCUGGGUGGCGAUAAGAUACUUAAGCGCCGCCUAGAAGUGUCAGACAAACAGCACCCGGAACUGCAGUCGUUGCGACGACACAUUGCAGCCUGUUUCAUGGAAGUGGCAUGUUUCUUGAUGCCACAUCCAGGCUUAAGUGUAGCGACCAACCCUAAAUUCGACGGGCGUCUCAAGGAUAUCACACCCGAGUUCAAACAGAGUCUACGCACAUUUGUACCGAUGCUUCUGUCGCCGGACAAUUUGGUAUAUAAGGAAAUCAGUGGCCAACGGGUGCGUGCACGCGACCUCAUACAGUACUUCCAGUCAUACAUGAGCAUCUACAAGGGCAAUGAAUUGCCUGAGCCGAAGAGUAUGCUUGUCGCCACCGCCGAAGCUAAUCAUUUGACAGCCGUUGCAUCAGCGAAGGAGCUUUACAAUCAGCUAAUGGAGGAGGUUUGUGGCGGAACCAAACCGUACUUAAGCACGGCACAUUUAGAGGCCGAACACUUCCGCAUCAAAGAUCAGGCAUUAUUCCAAUUUGCAUCGAAACGAAAAAUGGGCGGCGAGGAAUUCUCUGAAAAGUUCCGGCAACAAUUGGAUGUGGAUCUGGAAGACUCCUACGUCACUUACAAAGCGCACAAUGAGAGCAAAAAUAUUUUCAAGGCUGCACGCACGCCGGCCGUAUAUUUUGCCUCUGCAGUUAUUUGUUACGUACUAAGCGGAAUAUUUGGCCUCGUCGGCCUCUACACAUUUGCCAACUUCUGUAAUUUAGUAAUGGGUGUUGCCCUAUUAACAUUGGCGCUGUGGGCGUAUAUUAGGUACAGCGGGGAAAUGGGUGAUUUCGGUGUAAAAUUGGAUGAGUUUGCGACGUUUAUGUGGGAAAACUUUAUGAAGCCCAUAUAUCAGGGUUGCAUGGAGAAGGGCAUACAACAUGUGGCAACGCAUGCUGCCGAAGCGGCGGUCGGUGGACGCACAGCAUCGUCGGCAAUGAAUGGCAAAGUGAAGAAGUCAUGAGAAUACGCCCAACGAUCUCUUCAGCAACAGCAACAACAGCAACAGCUACAACAAAAAAAUCAACCAAAUUCUAAAGGGAAAAUAGCAGCAACGAAAACCAACAACAAUAACAAUGUGGCUCAACAGAAAAUUACAAGAGCGGCAGCAACAGCAACAGCGUCAUACAGUGGUGGCGAUAUUGGCAACACAGCCGGCAAAACGAUGAUCAUGCAAAUAUGGUCCCGUAUAAUAGGUGCGUCUUCGAGCGCGCAAAUGAAUUCUGCUCAAACGGCCAAUGCAACAGCACGCCAAUACGCCACCGUCACAACCCCAAAUGGUGAGGCCAACAUCAGCAGCGGCAGCGGUAGUAAUACAACAAACACAAGUAAUGCGGCUAGCAAUCGCAAAAAGCGAAGAGCCAAAAAGUGAACGCAUUGUAUAUAAAAAAAAAUAAAUGAAAAACAAAA
Molecule: messenger RNA, 2678 nt
Organism: Bactrocera neohumeralis
Lineage: Eukaryota; Metazoa; Arthropoda; Insecta; Diptera; Tephritidae
Gene: atl
Product: atlastin
Exons: 7
Coding region: 625-2232 (535 amino acids)
Biological process (GO): endoplasmic reticulum organization; protein homooligomerization
Molecular function (GO): GTPase activity; GTP binding
Source: RefSeq, a predicted model, not a curated record